Priapulus caudatus is the source of this 746-nucleotide messenger RNA. Its product is annotated as proactivator polypeptide-like. Gene Ontology annotation, cellular component: lysosome. The transcript is spliced from 7 exons. The coding region runs from base 96 to 689 and encodes 197 amino acids. Gene Ontology annotation, biological process: sphingolipid metabolic process. The record is from RefSeq and is a predicted model, not a curated record. Lineage: Eukaryota; Metazoa; Priapulida; Priapulimorpha; Priapulimorphida; Priapulidae.
UUUCAUCGAUCACGUGCCCUAUGACUAACCAAAAACUUGACUGAAGACGAACCUUUUCUGACGUAGCAAGAAAGUUUACUGUGAAAUAUUUAAAAAUGAAGCUUAUAUUAAUUACAUUGCUGUGUUUGGCAGCGUCGACCACGGCGACACCCCUCCUCGGGGAGAAGAAGUGUACGUGGGGCCCGGCGUACUGGUGCCAGCACCUGUGGAGUGCACGCGAGUGUGGGGCUAUCGAACACUGCGCACAGAGAGUCUGGAUGCUGCAAGAGACUCCCCAGCAGGAGGCCAGCGAUGCCGACUCCGGUUGUCAGAUGUGUGAGAAGAUGGUGAGGGGCGUCACCGUACUUCUGGACAACAAGUCGACAAAGGGUGAGAUUCUGAAGUAUAUGGAGAGGGCAUGCACUGGAGCGCAAACUGCAGAGGGAGUAAGAGCGUGCAAGAACGCUGUCGAUGCAUUCUUCCCUGCCAUCCUCGACUUCGUCGCCAUGGAAAUGGAUCCGAUGGUGAUAUGCACUGCUAUGAAACUCUGCCCCAGCAGCAACAGCAGCAGUGAGGAGGUGGAGAGGUUGGAGAAUACCAUCGAAGAGGUGCUGGUAGUGAAGCCGCUACUGCAGGAGCUUGCACCCUCGCAUGUUAUGUCGUCUGCAGAUCGUGACAGACGUGAAGCCAAUGCCGGCAGUUCACGAUGAGAUGUGUGACAUGUGCACGCAGAUGGUGACAGAGCUGCAGCUAGCAGCUCACGACAA